This is a messenger RNA of Phytophthora sojae, 483 nucleotides long. RefSeq lists its product as hypothetical. The annotation marks the transcript as partial. NCBI's taxonomy places the organism in Eukaryota, Oomycota, Peronosporomycetes, Peronosporales, Peronosporaceae. The transcript is spliced from 2 exons. The record is from RefSeq and is a predicted model, not a curated record. Gene Ontology annotation, molecular function: nucleic acid binding.
CAACCAGGGGGGAAAAUUGAGGAAGAAGAGCUAAAGAAUUACCAUGCGGGACAUGUGUACGCAUUUCAAGAAAAUGGCUGGAUGGAUCGCCAUCUCUGGGUACGGUAUUGCAAAGAGCUCCUCAAGUUUGAGGUAGACGCACCCUCUGUCCUUCUGUUGGACAACUUCGACUGCCACGUCUCAGAAGAGGGACAGAGGAUGGUUGCAGAUGAGACCGGGGCCACCGUGGUGUCGCUUCCGGUGAACAGCACCGCGGUGUGCCAGCCCCUUGACGUUGGUGUCAUGGGGCCUCUCAAGAAGAGCUUGAGAGCACUGUGGCCCAAGGAGCAGUCGGUCGAGGCUGAUGAAGACAAGGAAACUGCCAAAGAGAAACGCUUAGCGUUAAUCAAGCGCACGAUCGCUGCGUGGGUGCUGAUGUCCGCGGAUACAAUUAUUGCGGCGUUCGAGAAAGCUAUCCCGAAGUUUCCGACGAUGAAGAUCUAA